This is a messenger RNA of Saccharomyces kudriavzevii IFO 1802, 1137 nucleotides long. It is a transcript of the gene COS9, whose product is annotated as Cos9p. Bases 1 to 1137 code for a protein of 378 amino acids. NCBI's taxonomy places the organism in Eukaryota, Fungi, Ascomycota, Saccharomycetes, Saccharomycetales, Saccharomycetaceae. The transcript has a single exon. The record is from RefSeq and is a predicted model, not a curated record.
AUGGAAGAUGCCAAAGUUGAAGAUGAGAAGAAUACAGGUUUAUCAUCCUCUGGAUAUCUCGAAUCCCAAAAGAUUGUUUUACCCAAGGACGUUUUCAGAAAUGGCUUUACUUGGUCUUGUUAUGAGACUUUCAAGUCUCUAGCCUUUCGUAUCUGGUUACUAUCAUGGCUACCAGUUACAACAUGGUGGAAAAUGUCCAGUAAUUGGAUUUAUCCUUUUUUGGCUACUAAUCUUCUGAUUUUAUGUGUAUUUUUUUUGCCUCUUAUUCAAAUGUUGUGUCGUAAACGUACCUUAUCGAAACAGCUCACCCAGUUCUCUAAAGAAAUCAUUGCGAAUUCUCCAGGUACUGAUGUCGAAAACUGGGAAACUAUUGCAGCAAAUAUCAACUCAUAUAUGUAUGUAAACAAAUUCUGGAAAACCAAGUACUUUUUUUAUGGUGCUUGGAACUGCCAAGAAGCAUUCAGAUUAACCAUUUUAGAGCCAUUUUCUUUGAAGAAAGAUGACGAUUCAAAGCUCAAGUCAUUUAAAGAUUCAGUUCCUUACAUCGAAGAAGCUUUGGAAGUUUAUUUUACAGAAGUGGAUAAACAGUGGAAGUUAUUUGACACUGAUAAGGCGCGGAACCCUGUUGACUUGGAUGAAGUUCAGCUUCCUAAGGAAACCUAUCGGUUUAAGUUUACUUGGGUUCUCAAGAGGAUUUUCACUUUUCAAUUUUUGCCAUGGGUUCUUUGUUUUUUGGACGCUACCUACACCACAUGGUAUAACCCCCUUCUAUUUCGCAUCUCGUACCUUGGAUGCACUUUUCUCGUAAGUAUGCAAACUUUCCAAAAUAUCCGAGGUAAAUCGAUGAAAAUGGAACAUAAAAUGCAAUACUUAUCAACUAUCACAAAUGAGCAAGAAAUCGGCGCUAAUGGGUGGGAUCAGGUCGCAAAGAGAAUGAACAGAUACUUGUUUAGGCAGAAGGUUUGGAAGAAUGAAGAGUUUUUCUUUGAUGGAAUUGAUUGCCAACGGUUUUUCGAGCGCAACUUCGUCGGUCUUCUAUCUUCAAAGAGGGUCACGUACUCUGGGUCACUAUCUGUUGAACUAUGGCCAUAUAUUCGGGAGGCACAAUCAUCCUGUACCGAUGAGUCUUCGGCGUAG